AUGAUAAGGGGGAACGACCCUUCCUCCUCCCCUUCGAUCGAUGAACGAGAAAAAGCGAGGUUUCCAUUUCUUCCGCUCCAUAUCCGGAAGGCAGUGAUCAACGCUACCCGUUCUUUAGUUCCGGAUGCGCCCGAGCGCGUGAAGGCCGUGACCAGUAACGAGGACGCGGUGGUGAUAUCUUGGCUGCCGCCGCGGCGGCCGAACGGCAUUCUCACCAAGUACACCGUCCAUAUCCGGGUGUUGGACCAGGGCCAGGAGGUGAAGACCAUUAAGAGUUCGUUGCCUGCGCAGAACCUGCACCACGAGGCGACCGGGUUGAAGCAGCGCGAGUCCUACGAGGCCUGGGUUACGGCCUCCACCAAAAUAGGGCAAGGACCGAGAACUCCGGUCAUCAAACUUCAACUGAGCAAUACCGUUCCAGCAGCUAUAAUAUCGUUCGGAGUGCCGCUCGUGGUGCCUUGGAGGGUGGACGUCAAUAUGGCCUGUCUUGCCGUCGGUAUUCCACGUCCCACGGUGGAAUGGCGUCGGGGCGACGUCAAGUUGCAGCAGAAGUCGGACAUCGGGGCGGACAACGCGUUGACGUUGAGGAACGUGCAGAGAACUCACGAGGGCAACUAUUCCUGCCACGUGAAGAAUUCCCUCGGUUCCGAUGAAAUCGUGUACACGCUCCAAGUACAAGUGCCGCCAACUCCGCCGACUUUGCUCGCCACCGGCACCACGACCGACGCGGUCCAACUGCAAUGGAAACAGGGGGACAACGGGGGCGCCCCCAUCAAGGGAUUCCUGCUGGCGUAUCGUCGCGAGUUCUCCGAGUGGGAGGAAGUGAUGAUCGACAGGAAGGCGAACACGUAUCUUCUGGAAGGAUUGCAGUGCGGGACCAGGUACCAGUUCACGUUGGCGGCGUUCAACAGGAUCGGUAGCGGGAGCGCGAGCAAGAUCGAGACGGCGAAGACGAAUGGGACGAAACCGAUCCCGCCCGUCAAGCAUCAGUUGAUCAAAGCGAAUCAAACGUUCGUUACGUUGGAGUUGAACUCGUGGCAAGACGGGGGCUGUCCUUUGCUCUACUUCGUGGUCGAAUACAGGAGGUUGCCCGGUGAUUGGUUGCUCUUCUCGAACAACGUGCAACCACAAUCGAGAUUCUCCAUAGUGAACCUGGAUAGCGGCGCCAAAUACGAGCUCCGCGUCACUGCGUACAAUAACGCGGGCUCGACGCAGGCCGAAUACUCGUUCACCACGUUGUCGCCGACCGGUAGCAAUCGAAUACACGACGAGCACCCGCCCGAAACCGAGGAGACCUCGCUUCUCUUCGACGCCCACGUGCUCGCGCCUAGCGUCAUCUCGCUUCUGGCCGUGUUCCUCACGGUGGCCGGCGUCUGCUUUUGCUUGAAAACACUGCGACAUGGAGCAGUACACGAAGGUGCGGGGAAGGCGAGGCGGAAGUCGAAGUCGUUCAAGUCGGAGUCGGAGGAGUACGACACCCUGGGCUCGGACAGCGACACGGAGGUGGGGACGAGCAGUCGGACCGAGUCCUCGAACCACCUGGACGACUCCGGUCCGGCGUCGAUAAUGACGCGUUCCCCGGGGCCGAAUUCGAUCGGGCAGAGGGAGCAGCGACUAGCCCUUGUCCCGAGGCCGGUUCAUCAUAAUGUGCUGUACCACACGCACGAAUCAAGUACAUCAACCGAGCCGUCACCAAUUUCUGAGAGGAAGACUUUCCCGAGGCUCGAGAAGCAAAGGAAUCAAGGAGCAACGCCCGACAUGGGGAUGGACGGUCGAGUGCCGGGGAUACUGCGGCCCGUGAUGAAGCUCUCGGAUUCCGGGAUGCAUUCGUAUUCGAGGGGAGGGUCGCCGAGUCAGGGUGGGAGGCCUGGGUCCUGCGAUCGGCUGGGGAAGGAUCCGAGCCCGAGGAAGUCGGUAGAGUCGUUGUGCCUGCUGGAGGAGCCCGGAUCGUCCAGAAUGGCGAGGAGGGAGGAGGACUGGGGCAGCGAGCUGUCUACGUUGGAACUGAAACCGCCGACAGGUUUCACGGACGCGCACGAGACCAGCGAGGCCGAGUGCGAUAUCGACAUGAAGCUGAAGCUCCACAGGAAGAGGACGGGUUUUCCUUCUAACUCGCUCUCCAAAUCACCUAAAGACUUCACUAUCACUGUCUAACUGUGUUAAUCAAAUAUUCGAAGAAAAAGAAAAGAAAAAACGAAACGAAACGAAACGAAAAAAACGAAACGCUAACGAAACGAGUAAAGAAAGAAAGAAAGAAAGAAAGAAAGAAAGAAAGAAAGAAAGAAAGAAAGAAAAAAAACGAUAUAUCGCAUAAGGAACACAGAUACACGCACGUACAUACAGACACACAGACACGUAAAUUAAAUAAAGAUGCCAAAGCAUGAUGAGUGUUAAUUCAAAAAAGCAAAAAUGUAAAACAAAAAAAAAAAAAAAAAAAAUAGAAACGCAAAAUGAAAUUUUUCCUCGCCGAUGAGAUUGUCGGGAUCCCCCAACGCUUCUCUGUGGAUGGAUGACUGUCUUUCCGUGUAACUACCGUCGACGAUCCAUUUACAAUAAAGAGGUAUUUUUGUAA
Molecule: messenger RNA, 2572 nt
Organism: Apis florea (little honeybee)
Lineage: Eukaryota; Metazoa; Arthropoda; Insecta; Hymenoptera; Apidae
Product: cell adhesion molecule Dscam2
Biological process (GO): homophilic cell-cell adhesion; synapse assembly
Cellular component (GO): synapse
Molecular function (GO): protein binding
Source: RefSeq, a predicted model, not a curated record